AUGACAGUGCUGCACUCUGCUGUUACUAAAAUAAAAUAUCUUGUUGAACAUGGCGCUGAUGUAAAUGGCAAGGAUACAUACGGAUGGACAGUGCUUCAUUAUGCUGUUACUAAAGGUACGCUAGAAAUAGUAAAAUAUCUUGUUGAACAGGACGCUGAUGUAAAUGGCAAGGAUAAAUACGGAUGGACAGUACUGCACACUGCUGUUACUGAAGGUACGCUAGGAAUAGUGAAAUAUCUUGUUGAACAGGGAGCUGACGUAACUUUGAAAAGUAAAAUCAGCGUUCAUACUCUUGGCAUUGACAUAAUUAAGAUGGCAGUUAUGAAAAAUUCAGUUGUUUUGCUCAAUCUUCUGUUGGAAAAGAACAUUGCUGUGUGGAGAGCUGGACCAUUUCUUGUCGAAGGAAGACAAAUGAGUCUUCUUGAAUGGAGUAUUCACCUUGGUCAUGACGAAAUUACAACUAUCCUCAAAAGGUCCUUAAAUCAUCGUGAGAAGAUUCAGAUGUUGAGAACAAUGAAUUGCAACAAGUUAGAAGAGACUGAAAUAUCGAUGCAGGCUUUUGUCGCAGACAAUCAAUUCAAAAUUGGCGGUGGUGGUUUUUCUCGUGUCUAUGUUGGUCUCAUGAAGGAUGGAAGUGAAGUUGCUGUUAAGAGAAUUUUGGUGCAAAGUGAGGAUGAAACAGUUGAAAACGAAAAGGAAAUCAUGAGUCUCAUUGAAACAAGCGGCUCCCCAUUUAUAGUGAAAUAUCGACAUUUCCACCGUGACGAUCCUUUCAUGUAUCUUAUUGUUGAUCUUUGCGAAGAAACUUUGAGGGAACUUGUUCAUGCAUGCAGUAUUAAACAUCUAAAAAAGCAAGGUCCACAAAUGAUUAGGGAAAUUCUAUCCGGACUUGAAUUUCUUCAUGGUAAAGGAAUAUUGCACAGAGAUCUAAAACCAUCAAACGUCCUGGUUGAUAACGAAUGUCGUAUGAAAUUGGGAGACUUUGGAAUAAGCCGCGUUCUAAAUGAAGAUGAAACGACAGUUGAAACUGAUGCUAAAGGUACUUCAGGAUGGAUGCCACCGGAAGUAAUUGAAGCAAUAGUUAAAAAAGAGAAAGGUCGUUUAGACAAAGAUGAAAAAGGUCGUUUCAAAAAGAAAUCAGAUGUCCACGUCGCGGGUAUGAUUGCUUUCUUCAUCUUAACCAAAGGUGAACAUCCUUUUGGUUCUUCGUUAGAACGAAUGAAAAAUAUUUUGGAGAACAAUCCUGUCAAUUUGGAGAAACUAGGUUACCGCGAAGCUCGUAGGUUUGUGUCGUGGCUGAUUAGUCACAAGAUUGAUGAUAGACCUCACGCUCACGAAGCAUUGAGGGAUUCCUUAUUUAGCAACACCACAACGAACACAGCGAGCAAUUAGACAACCAACCACGACGUUUGUUUGAAAUGAUGAAUCUAUCCUAGUUCUUAGCCCAAGUUUGUCCUUGAAAGAAGAAUUUGGAGCGACACAAGGAUGACAGAACAUAGCUAAUUUUAAAGUAAUUAUCACAAUAGUAUAGUAGAGGGGGGAGGGGGGACAGCACAAGUUUGUCCUUGAAGGGGAAAUUUGGAGCGACAAAAAUUCGACAGAAGGGCGACAGAACCAGUCGCAUCAAGCGACAAUAAAGCAACGCCGCGGAUUUGUAUUUCGUAGACGGUCUGUAGCAACUUUGAUGGUCGGUAGCAUCAUUUACAGCUUCGGAAGUCGCCGUGUAUCUCGCGACACUUUCUGAAGCCUUUCGUCAAAGUCGAUAUCACGUUGAAUACUGUUUAAGGUGGUUUGAUAAUUUGCGAGGUUGUUUUAUCGAGGUGAUUCUCGAUCCUAUGCCAAUUAGUAUAGGUAAUAGCAUGGUUUCGAGUGCAGUUUGGAUAUAACAUGCACGAGUGAGUUUUUCAAAGACCCCUCAAAAUAGCACGAGUCCGAAGGCGAAGGACCAGUGCUAUUAAUUUUGACGUAUUUGAAAAACUCAGGAGUGCAUGUUAUAUCCAAAUUUCACAAGAAACCAUGGUAUUAUUAAUAAUAUAUAUAUACAGAAAUUGCACUGUUACCUUUUUACACAACGUGUUGUU
Molecule: messenger RNA, 2081 nt
Organism: Dendronephthya gigantea
Lineage: Eukaryota; Metazoa; Cnidaria; Anthozoa; Malacalcyonacea; Nephtheidae
Product: serine/threonine-protein kinase/endoribonuclease IRE1-like
Exons: 3
Coding region: 1-1392 (463 amino acids)
Biological process (GO): IRE1-mediated unfolded protein response; intrinsic apoptotic signaling pathway in response to endoplasmic reticulum stress; protein phosphorylation
Cellular component (GO): IRE1-TRAF2-ASK1 complex
Molecular function (GO): protein serine/threonine kinase activity; RNA endonuclease activity; ATP binding
Source: RefSeq, a predicted model, not a curated record